This is a messenger RNA of Cadophora gregata, 1401 nucleotides long. RefSeq lists its product as uncharacterized. Gene Ontology annotation, cellular component: plasma membrane. NCBI's taxonomy places the organism in Eukaryota, Fungi, Ascomycota, Leotiomycetes, Helotiales, Ploettnerulaceae. The transcript has 2 exons. Bases 1 to 1401 code for a protein of 466 amino acids. The record is from RefSeq and is a predicted model, not a curated record.
AUGGCACCUCAACUUCUUUUGAUCCCCUCUGUCAUGGCAUGUCUGGUAUUGACCCUCAUCACUGCAGCACAAACCGACAUGAUAAUACCCGUCCCCUCAAUCACUACCAUGCCCUCACUUAAUACACUUGUCGCCGCGAUACCCGCUGUGUCCGACACCUCCAGCAUGGCCAUUAAUCCUCCAAGCACAACAAUUGCCGCCCAAACCUCUCCGACUCCCGUCUUAGGAGAUGACAACUACGUCCUGGUGGGUUGCUUUAAUGAGCCACCAGCCAGUUCCUCAAGUCGAGCACUAGGUGUCACCGGUACUUACUUGUUCGACCCCAUCGAUACCCUCACCGUUCCUAUGUGCCUGAAAACUUGCGGUGAUGCAUUAGGUCCUAAUUCCAGUGGACCGUAUAUAUACGCUGCCGUGGAGAACAGCCGAGAAUGCUUUUGCGGCUUGACACUCUCACCACUCGCGAAGAAAGUGGCCGACGGGUACUGUUCCUCUCCAUGCUCAUCGGAUACCACUACCAUCUGUGGCGGAUACGGCUACCUGACCCUCUAUCAAAGACGCUCCUCUCUAAGCGGUAUUAACGCCACUUCCACUUCCGCACCCACCACUUCAACUACCUCAUCCACUUCAACUUCCACACCCUCACUUACCCCCGUCCCCGUCAUCGACAUAUCCCCCUCAAAGGCCAGGUCGAGACACUCAAAAGGUUUCUGGGUAGGCAUCUCCAUCGGCAUAGUGCUUUUCAUCCUCGUCCUCGCUCUCAUCUUCUACAUGAUACGACGUCGAGCCGCCCGUCGGGCUCGAGCACUCUCUACCGCAGGACUCAGUACCGACACUUCAUUCCUCGGGGGCUUUGCCCUCAUGCAUCCCUCCCAAAAACGCCAGCGGCCCCCGAUAAACGCCGUCUAUACUGAAGAUGGACGGCGCUUUGGUGUCGUGGUGGAUGAAACUGCUGCAGAUUCGGGAUCGUAUGUGAGCCCCUUGGAAGGAAGUCCAUACUCUGGCGUAAGAAACCGACCCAUGUUUGAAGAAUGGAAGACUGGAAUCGCAUCACCCCUUCCGACACAUGUGAUUGCACCGGCUCCUCCUCGUGUACCAAGUAGUCCGUCGGCUAUCAAAGUUUCUGUGGAGCUGGAUUCGAUCACUAGUCCUGGAGGACAUUCGGACACUGGAGCCGUCACUGGUGGAGAUCUCAAAGGGGGCCAACGUACGCCGAUUGCUGAACUGGCGGAUUCCAGAAUACCUGUUUCACUUGAGAGUAAAGAGAGAGGAAGUAUUGACAGCGAUACUGUUAAGGAUACAAGAACUAGGCUGGAUGAAAGGGAGUUGGAAAGAAGAUUGAAAGAGUUAGGGGGCUUGAGUCCUGUCUCUGAAAUGUCAGGGUUUGAGACUAGAGCACAUUAA